AUGGGGUUUAGAAGUUCUCUGCGAUGGGCGCUUUUCACGUUCUUUUGCAACUUUUUCACGCACGGCUUUCCUCCACCACCUUCUUAUGAUCCUCUCCACACCGGAGUGGUGCACAGACACAGAAACAGGAACUGGUGUGCCUAUGUGGUGCAGAAGAACGUCAGCUGCGCUGUGCAAGGUAGCAUGGAGAGCUUCCAGGAGCCCGUGGUGGCCCCCUGCCCGCCUUACAUGGCCAACUGCCCCCAUCAAGUGACAUACAAAACCCGGUUCCGGCCCACAUACAAAAUUGCCUACAAGAAAGUCACAGAGUUGGAAUGGCGAUGUUGUCCUGGCUACCAAGGGCCCAGCUGUAGAGAUUUAAAACCCACUCCAGAGCAUCAGAUUGUGCAAGAGGCCCAGGCCUAUGGGCCAUCAAGUACUGGAUAUUCCAACAGACCCAUACAGAGGCCAGAGCGCAGAGAGACGGGCCACCAUGAGACAAAUGACAAGGUGCACCUUUUGGAAGGUGAAGUUCGGCGGCUCUCCCAGACAGUCCUGGACCUGCAGUCCGCUCUGAAAGGUUUAACGGCCAGCCUCCGUGCAGACCUGCAAGAGGACACCAAGAACAUGUUGGUGACCCUCUUCAACAAAAUGCAGCCUCCAGACAGUGCAAUGGUCCCAGGCCCAGAGGACAGUCCCGCAGUCCUUGACGGCCACCAAGCAUCCAGAGGCGGGAUCGCCGGAGACAAGGUCCUGGAAAAAAUUGAAGGCCGCUUGGACGAUAUCAAUGAUUCGCUCAAAACCAAGGAAGAGAUGCUUGAAGACCUCCGAGGAACGAUAUCAAGUCACGAGGGGCAGAUUCGUGUCCUGAUGGAUGCCUCACAAUCCCAGACUCCGGUAAUGAUGGAGCUUGACGUUGUGCAGAGUUACAUUGACGGAAAAGUCGGAAAGUUGAAGCUUGAACUGGACCAAACUAUGAAAGAACAGUUGGACAAGAUACAAAUAGCAUGCACCAGCAAGAUUCAGACCUUGCAGAAAACCUGUGAGGAUAGUCACGACAAAGGUUUGGAAAGCAUGACCAAACUGGUGGAGCAAAAGGAGGCUGACUUGAAGAAAGAGAUCAGGGCUCUUCGGAUGGAUAUGACAGCUGCAGAUGGGCCGUCACGAACUCAGCGGCAGACGGACCCGAUUAAGAAGCAGGAGGAACAAAAUGACCAUAAAGAUUUGUGGAUCGAGAUUGACCGAAUUCAGGAAGCUUACCGCAUCCUGAACGCUCGUAUUGACAACGAGCUGGUACACGUCUCUGAGCUUCGGGAGGCCAGUGACGCCUUAACUCCGCUGGUUGAAGAACUAGACGCUCGGUUAAAUAUCUCUGAACAAAAUGCAGAGACUCACUGCUUUUACAUAGAGGAGAAACUGACACGGAUCAUCACAGAAGAAGUGGCAUCAGUAAGGCAAGUUCUGGACGAGCGUCUGAACAGCAUGGAGGACCAGUUCACAGACUUGCUGGUGGAGAUAAACAACAACACCUUCCCGGGGAUGUACGGAGACUCCAUGGAGACUGUGCAGGUGCAAGUCAAUAACAACAAGUUCCUUCUGCAGGGUUUGGACGAUAAGAUCAAUGCUAUUGGAGAAUUGUGCGCCGGAGGGUGCCAGGGCUCAGAAGCUAGUAUCGUUGAGGGAAGUUCUUCGCCAUCACCAAAGGGGAUGGAAAUCUUUUGGAAGGACCUGCGUCGCUAUAAGAACGACUUGGACACCCUUCGCACCGACAUUGGCGCAAAUACAGACAAGCUCCAGCACCUGCUGGAGAGCAUGGAAAGGGAAUCAGCCGGGAAUGAGAGACGCUCCAAGACCAUGGACGACUUCCAGAAAGGGCUGAGUAGCGUUCAAGAUAAUGUUUCGGGCCUGGCCGGUGCCGUCACCGGACUGAGUGAUUCGUUGAGCAAGUACAAUCAGGAUAUGAUCAAGAUAAACUCGACAUGUUGCCAGGCAGACAAACACAGCCUAGGGGGACAAGAUGCCUCUGGCCGCCAAAUAGAAGAGCUGAGGAACCGAUUGGACGUACUUGGAAAGCAGAUUUCUGCUGACCCUGGUCAGUAUCAGCACGCGGAAGGACAAGUAACCGCACUCCGGAAGGCAUUCAUUCGGUUAGAAGGCAUUAACGCUGAAAUCGAAGAACUGAAGGUUGGCAUGGGGAGGACGAACGCCACUUGCGAACGCCACAGCUCCGACAUCGCUGAAGUGCAUAAUUCCUUGCGGCGAUUCCAGGCCCAGCUGUCAGCCAUGGCCAGGCAAGUCUCCAAAGACGUUGCCGCGAAGGAUCCAGGAGUGCUCCUCAAACCCGAACCUCCGGCGUCCCAGCCAGACCCGGGCAGAGGCCGAGUUCAUCAAAUCCACAUCCCUCUCAUCAUCCCCCCACCGAGGCAGCCCAAUACGCACGUCGUGAGGACGGCACCCCACAGCCAGCCAUCCGCCCCCCGGUGGCCUGGAAGCCACGUCGUCCCCGCGGUGCCCGGCAACCCUGUAGGGGAGACAGGCGAGGCGGGACCCCCCGGGUACACCCGUAGAGUGACAGUAAGGAGGGGCUCCGAGGACGGGGCCGGCCAACCCCUCACCGGGUUUGCAGGAGCACCAGGCUAUCCUCCAGUGCAGCCAGUUUCAGUCAAGCCUGAGUGGAUCAGCCCCAGAGGUACUCCAGAAGAGCGCAUGAUGCCAGCCGAUCCGUUCUCCUUUUCGGCCGGACUCACUCUCCAACCGUUCUCUGGAGAGUUUGGCAUGAUUCGCUUCGACAAGGUUUUGCUUAACGACGGCGGCCACUACAGUCCCCGCACAGGGCUUUUUACAGUUCCGCAAGAUGGCCGCUACCUUCUCUCUGGCCUUCUGACGGCGCAACGCGGUGAUCCAUUGGAAGCGGUCCUUUCCGUGUCCCAGCGCAGCAUCCAGAGGAUGCGCAGCUCGGCGACGUCCACUCGAGACACGUGCGGCUGCGGCAACUCAGUGUCCUUCGCUCUUGUCGUACCUCUAAAGCGAGGAGAUCGCGUGGGCCUACUUCGGACGGCAGGCCGAUUGGCGACUACCGAGGCCCGAGAGGUGCUUUCCACCUUUAGCGCCCUCUUCUUGUACGGACCCUCAACACACCGUCGAUAG
This is a messenger RNA of Nerophis lumbriciformis (worm pipefish), 3126 nucleotides long. The record is from RefSeq and is a predicted model, not a curated record. Lineage: Eukaryota; Metazoa; Chordata; Actinopteri; Syngnathiformes; Syngnathidae.